AUGGCAUGGGUUAUUGAAUAUUAUGCUUUUGCUGUAGGUGUAGCUCCUGGAGCUGCAGAAGAUGAGACUGAACUGCCAGUGCUGCAGAAAUCUGAAAAAAGUGGAACAAUUAGUAAAAUAGGCAGAGAAUUAAAAGAAAUUGUAUUUAUCAUCCAGAGUCAAAGUAAUUAUUUUCAUUCCAAGAAAGCAGAAGAUCUAAAAAGAGAUAUUUUAAAACAGGCUGCAGAUCUUGGAAAGGAAUUACCAGUGGUUCUGCUUAUUCAUCAGAUGGAAGGGCAUGAAGGUGCAUGGACAAUAUUACCAUUAAUGAGAGACUUCUCUGUUACCUAUGGUAGGAACUCCACCUGGAUUUUCUUCUGUGAAGAAGAUACAAGAAUACAAGUUGUAAAGCUGCUAGAAACACUUGGAAGAUUUGACGGUUCUAAGGAGUGGUUUUUAGGUAAAGCAUUAUAUGAUGAAGAAUCUACAAUAAUUCACCAUUAUGCCUUUGCUGAGAAUCCUACAGUCUUUAAAUUUCCAGAUUUUGCUGCUGGUUGGGCACUUAGCAUUCCACUUGUUAACAAGCUUGCAAAGAAGUUGAAAAGUGAACCACUCAAGUCAGACUUUACAAUAGAUUUAAAGCAUGAGAUUGCCCUGUAUAUUUGGCAGAAAGGGGAAGGACCCCAUCUUACUCCAGUGCCUGAGUUCUGCACAGAUGAUGUGAGCUCCUAUAAGGUUGAUCAUUGUGCAACAACAUUCAGUAAUUUUCUGCCACUUUGUGGAGAGCCAGUGAAAAAGGAAGAUGUCUUUGUUGCUGUAAAAACAUGUCAGAAAUUUCAUGGAGACAGAAUACCAGUGGUAAAGCAGACUUGGGAAAGGGAAGCUGCCCUUAUUGAAUACUACAGUGAUUAUGCAGACAACUCCAUUCCUACUAUAGAUUUAGGCAUACCUAAUACUGACAGAGGUCACUGUGGGAAAACUUUUGCCAUUUUGGAAAGGUUUUUGAAUUAUAGCUCUCCCAGGACUCCUUGGCUAGUCAUAGUGGAUGAUGACACACUGAUAAGUAUCUUCAGGCUCCGAAAAUUGCUGAGCUGCUACGACCCAAAUGAACCAGUGUUUCUUGGAGAGCGUUACGGUUACGGCUUGGGAACAGGAGGAUAUAGUUAUAUCACUGGUGGUGGAGGGAUGGUUUUCAGCAGAGUAGCUGUUGAGAAACUACUUGCUAGUAAAUGCCGGUGUUACAGCAUGGAUGCCCCUGAUGAUAUGGUGCUUGGGAUGUGCUUCAGUGGCUUAGGAAUCCCAAUAACACACAGUCCACUUUUCCAUCAGGCACGGCCAAUGGACUACCCAAAAGACUACCUUUCUCACCAAAUUCCAAUAUCAUUCCACAAGCAUUGGAAUAUUGAUCCAGUGAAGGUGUAUUUCACAUGGCUGGCACCAAACACAGAAGAGUCAUUUAAUGGAAAGAAAGUUGGAUAUAACAGGGAGGAUUUAUAAACAGCAGAAGACCAGAAGUGUUGAUGAAUGUAUCUCAGAAGAGAGACAGUCACUACUGUGAUUUUUGUUCGGUUCUCACUUUGUUCAUCUGUU
This is a messenger RNA of Chaetura pelagica (chimney swift), 1569 nucleotides long. It is a transcript of the gene B3GLCT, whose product is annotated as beta 1,3-galactosyltransferase-like. The coding region runs from base 1 to 1476 and encodes 491 amino acids. NCBI's taxonomy places the organism in Eukaryota, Metazoa, Chordata, Aves, Apodiformes, Apodidae. The transcript has 15 exons. Gene Ontology annotation, cellular component: membrane. Gene Ontology annotation, molecular function: acetylglucosaminyltransferase activity. The record is from RefSeq and is a predicted model, not a curated record.